AUGGGUAAGUCAAAGAAAAGAUCUAGAGCCUCAAAGGCCCGUUUGAACCCAAUUGGUGGUGGAAAAGAUACACAUUCAAAGGAUAAUGCCUUAGUGACGAAGAAGGUACAGCCACUGUUGGAGAAAUUGCACAGCGCAGUUCCCAAUGACAGGGCUAUGGCUUUGGGCUCUAUCAGUGUGCUAUGUGAGGAUACUCACAUGCGGAAAUUACUGUUGAAGGAGAAGUUAGUACACAUCGUACUGAGUAAGCUGUUGACUGAUAAUAAUACUGAAAUUGUCGUAGAGUCCUUUGGGUUGCUCAGAAAUUUGUCUCUAGAAGAAGGUUACGAUGUCUCUAUUCAUCUGUGGAGAUCGGAUAUCUGGAAAAGUAUAGAUCAAGGUUUUGGUAAGCUAUUGGAAUCAUUGACUGCGUUGCAAGCUAGCGAAGAGCAAAACUCUAAAAGCUCUACUGAAUCAAGAAGAUUACUCUUCGAUUAUGCUGACAACCUUUUAUCAUUGGUGGUUGCCCUAGGCAAUGGCGCAGAUGAAAUCUUACAACAAUUACUGGAAGCUCCCAAGCUUGAACGCCUAUUUGAAGUCAUUGCUCGUCUAUUACAAUACGGAGUGACGAAAUUACCCUUGUCGGUUUUUAACACUGUUCUGGAUCUCCUAUAUGAUUUCAGUUCAGAAUCGUUUGACUUUAUUGAUGCGGUGACCAACAAUAGUUUUCUCUCUGCUUUCGUCAAGAGUUUGCCAGAACAAAUUAACACCCCAGCUUUUAACGAAUUGACAAAGGUUCUAAUCCAAGGUAUUUAUCUGCAGUUCUUGGAUAUGGAUAUUACUUAUCAGCAAGCAAAUGAGAUCACUCAUACGGUGUGCGACUCAGUAAAGGACAUAGACUUUGAACAAGUCAAAAGCGAUCUUUCGACUGCGUCGCAUGACGAGGAGUUGGCUCAAACCAAGGAUUCUCAAGUCGCUCAAAAGAUUAAAGAUUAUACAAAAGCCCGCAUAAGUGCCAUGAUGAAAUUGCAGAGUAUAGAGAUCGCCAUUGAUCUCAUAACAGCAACCACUGAGAUCGUUGCAUCCAUUUAUGAGGAGAAAAAAAAACCACUGCCAAAUGCGCUAUUGGAAACAGUCACAGUUUAUCUACCAGAGAUAUUUCAACACCUGAGCCGAGAUUUCUCGUCUCGUAUCUUAAUUGCAUGGAACAAUAUGUUGUGGCUCUAUCUGACGCUUGAGAUUAAUUUCUUCGAACUUAAUGAAAAUUACAAGAAUUUGUGGGAAUUCGUCAACACAGUCGAUGAGAAACAGCUAGACCUCAAGUUGGGGAAGCUGAGCGUUACUUGGGCACUACUUAAGACUAUUGCGUUGCAAUCAGAGCCCGCAAAGUGGUUAUCAGAGUUCCAAUUAGUGAACAACGAAGCUUUUGCAAAUUCUUUAAUUGAAAAUUACAAGAAGGACAUGAGCGACCAAGAUAUCUUACCAGAGAACUCUAUCGAAUUAGGUCAAAGGUAUAUUGGUAUCCUAUCGACUUACGCAUCCUUCCAACAUCAGAUUCAAAUCAACGAACUGAUUGGUAAAUUCAUCUUGGAACAGCUGUGUGGUCCAAAGCUACCAGCAGAAUUACUGAUUGAAUUCACAAACUCACUUUUCGAGAUAUACGGUGAUGAGAAUUUUGACUAUAAUAAACCUGUUUUCGUGCAAUGUGGGUUUCUCAAAAUACUAGAGACCAACGUGGUACCACAUCUGAAGGCACAGUUUAAGUUUGUGGAUAGGAAUAAAAACUCUCAAUUGAAGGAUAGGUGUAGUGAGUGUUUCAACACAUUAGAAAGUUUUAUUCAUUACAAGAAAAACGAAUAA
Torulaspora delbrueckii is the source of this 1839-nucleotide messenger RNA. RefSeq names its product Syo1p (gene SYO1). The coding region runs from base 1 to 1839 and encodes 612 amino acids. Gene Ontology annotation, biological process: protein import into nucleus; ribosomal large subunit biogenesis. NCBI's taxonomy places the organism in Eukaryota, Fungi, Ascomycota, Saccharomycetes, Saccharomycetales, Saccharomycetaceae. The transcript has a single exon. The record is from RefSeq and is a predicted model, not a curated record.